GUAUUUUCGGGUCAGUGUAGAAGUCGGAGGAGCGACCGUGUCUUCUUAUUUAUUUUAUUUUCCGAGAUAAUUAGUUACAAUGGAAGAAGACACAGAAUACCUCAAGCUUCCCCUGGAGGACAGGUGUAUCCACAAGCUCUGGAAGGCACGAUUGAGUGGAUAUGAAGAAUGCACAAAGCACUUCCCAAAGAUUGUGGAUGAACGGUCCCCAGAAUUCAACAAAUUUGCUCCUCUUAUGAAAAAAUUUGUAACAGAUAGCAAUGCAGUUGCACAAGAGAAAGCAUUGGAAGCUGUACUGGCUUUUGUGGAAAAUGCGCAUGUGGCUGGAAGGACGACAGCAGAUGUUACAAAUGGAAUCGUUCAAAAAUGUUUAGCGGCACCAAAACGCGGUACACAGGAAAAAGCACUGGAGGUGAUUCUCAUGUAUUGUGAAAUUGAGAAAUAUGAAGUGGUUCAAGAGGAACUGAUGAAAGGUUUUACACAGAAAAAUCCCAAAGUUGUUGCUGCAUCUGUACGAGCAGUAACAACUGCUUUGAGAGAAUUUGGCCCAAAGGUUAUGAACCCAAAGCCACUCAUAAAGCAGAUGCAUACACUUCUGGAAGACAGGGACAAAAAUGUACGUGAGGAGAGCAAAAAGAUGGUCAUUGAGAUGUAUAGGUGGAUUCGACAGGCCCUCAAGCCACAGAUGUCUUCCUUGAAACCAGUGCAGAUCCAAGAACUUGAAGCAGAAUUUGACAAGCUUGGCAAUGAGAAGGUGGUCCAAACACGCUUCUUACGGUCGCAGCAGGACCUAAAGGCUAAAAUGGAAGCUCAAGGAGAUGAAGAGGAAGAGGAAGAUGAAGAGGUAGAAGCAGAGGCCCCAGAACUGGAUCCAUUCGAGUUCCUAGAGCCAGUCGACAUCCUCUCAAAGCUUCCUAAAGAUUUCUAUGAAAAGGCUGAAGCUACAAAAUGGAAGGAUCGCAAAGAAGCAGUAGACCUUCUCCUGCCCCUGUCCCAGAGUCCAAAAUUAGAGAGUGGAGAUUACCAUGAUCUUAUGAAGGUUCUUAAAAAGAUCAUUGGGAAGGACACCAAUGUAAUGAUUGUAGCAGUGGCUGCCCAGUGCUUGACAGGAUUGGCCAAGGGUUUGAAGAAGAAGUUUUCGCCUUUUGCCUUGUCCUUCACAGAAACCAUUUUAGAGAAAUUCAAGGAGAAAAAGGUCAACGUUGUCACAGCUCUGAGGGAGGCUAUUGAUGCAGUUUUCCAGGCAACUAAUAUUGAAUCUAUCCAAGAGACUGUUAGUGGUGCUUUGGCAAAUAAGAAUCCUCAAGUGAAGGCAGAGACUGCAGCCUUCUUGUCUCGUGCAUUUUGUUACUGCACUCCAACAGUUUUUAAUAAGAAGCUGUUGAAAGUAUAUGUUGGAGAUCUUGUAAAAACACUCAAUGAAUCAGAUCCAACUGUCCGUGAUAAUUCAGCAAUGGCUCUUGGUGUAAUGCUGAAAGUUGUUGGUGAGAAGCAGUUGAUGGUAUUCAUUGGAGAAGUGGAUAACCUUAAGAUGCAGAAGAUUAAAGAAGCAGCUGACAAGGCCGAGCUGAAGGUCAAAAUCUCGGCCCCCAAGGCAAAGAAACCAGCACCAAAGAAAGAGGCACCUCCACCGGCAGCUGAGCCUCCCCCUUCAACGACAGCUCCCCCGAGGAAAGUGGUGAAAGCUGGCGUCAAACCCGGAGCCUCGUCAGCAGGGCCGGCCAAAGGAAAAAAGCGUUUAAAAGGAGGAGGCGGAGGAGGUGGUGGUGGAGCAGGAGGCGGAGGAGUCAUAGAGGAAUGCACAGAAGCAGAACUUUCAAUAGAAGAUGCUGUUGAGAAAGCGAGUGAAGUCUUGCCUGAGGAUGUUGUCAGUGGAGUUACAGAUGCCAAUUGGAAGACCAGAUUGGCUGCUGUUGAAACCUUUGGCAAUACUAUCCAGACACUUGACCGGAGUGAAAUCCCAUGCCAGGCAUUAGUAAGAGUUCUGGCACAAAAACCAGGCUUCAAGGACAACAAUUUCCAGGUUCUCAAACUCAGACUAGAAGCUCUCAAAACCCUUGCUGAGAACUCUGACUUUACACGACGCUCUGGAGAAGUGUGCAUCCAAGACCUUGUUGAGAAAUUAGGUGAUCCAAAGAAUGGUUCUUUGUGUGGAGAGGUUCUCAUGACCAUAGCAGAGGCUGCCAAGCUGCAGUGGGUUGGGCCUGAGGUCAUGACCAGAGCCUUUGAACAGAAGAGUCCAAAGAUUCAGGAAAUGGCACUCAAGUGGUUAUCAGAUGCCAUCACGGACUUCGGAUUUGUACUACAACCAAAAGCUCUUAUUGGCGACAUUAAGAAAGCCUUAGCACAUACCAACCCUGGUGUGAGAACAGCAGGAAUCUCCCUGUGUGGUACUAUAUACCUUUACAUGGGAGCUACGCUUAGGGUCUUCUUUGAGGAUGAGAAGCCAGCACUUCUGCAGCAGAUUGAUUCAGAAUUUGAGAAGAUGAAUGGCACAAGUCCUCCGGCUCCUACGAGAGGCCUUAAUCGAGGCAGCAGUACAGAAAAUGAUGAUGAUGCUGAUGAUGUUGAUUCGGGUCCAGCUGUCAUCAACGUUCAAGAUCUUGUACCCCGAACGAAUAUCAGUGAUCAGCUAACAUCCUCCCUUUUCACAGAUUUAUCUGAUAAGAAUUGGAAGGUGAGAAAUGAAGCGCUACAGAAGGUUUCCAACAUUAUCUCAGAGGCCAAAUUCAUUAAGGGUGACAUUAGUGAACUCCCUACUGCUCUGUGUGCUCGAAUGAUGGACACUAACAAAAAUUUAGCUCUGGAGGCACUGAGAUUAACUGCAUCUCUCUCUGCUGCCCUUGGGCCAAAUUGCAAGCCUCAUACAAGGAACAUUGUGCCAGGAAUGUUAGCUGCUCUUGGAGACAGCAAGCAAAAUAUUCGUCAGCAGGCCUUGAGCACUCUUAACUCAUGGGUGGAGCAAACAGGCCUGAAAGAAACAGUUGAUGGUGAAGUAUUUUCUGAUGCCUUGAAGUCAGGCUCUCCCUUCCUCAAGUCGGAGUUGUUCUUGUGGAUGGCAGAGAAGCUAAAAGAUGCACCCCCAAAAUCUGUCAACAAAGAAGAGUUACACGCAUGCACACAGUACCUCUUCAUGGCCCUGGAAGAUCGUAACGCAGAUGUCCGGAAAGGUGCUAAUGAGGCUGUUCUGCCAUUCAUGAUACAUUUGGGAUAUGAUGGUAUGGUGAAACAUACCAAUAAAGUCAAGCCUUCAUCAAAGAACACUGUGAUGCAAGCUUUAGAGAAGGCUAAACCCAACCUCCCAGCUAAGCCUCAGCCCAAGCCAAAGGCAGCUGCUGGUGGAGGAACUGGUCGAGGGGCUGCAGGAGCCGUUGCAGAAAGGCCUCAGGCAAGUGCUCCAGCUGCAGGCAGGGGAGCUGCUGCAGGAGUCAAAAAGGGUCUGAGGGCUCCAUCAGCAACACGCACUGGUUCUGGAUCAAGCCGCAAAGACCAGGAAGAGGUCGACACAUCACCACUCCUCCAGGUGAAUAACCUAAAGCAGCAACGUGCUUCUGAUGAGCAGAGGCUCAGGGUCCUGCGCUGGGACUUCACAACCCCUCGGCAGGAGUUCAUCACCCAGUUGAAGGAUCAGAUGACUGCAGCAGGACUUAACAGACAGCUGAUGUCAAACAUGUUCCAUCAGGAUUUCAAAUUCCAUAUCAAGGCUAUUGAUGCUUUGAAUGAGGACCUCAACUCAAACCUCCCAGCUUGCAUCGCCAAUCUGGAUUUGGUAUUGAAGUGGUUAACUAUCCGGUUCUUCGACACUAACCCAUCGGUGAUCAUGAAGGCGAUGGAUUACCUGCAGCAGGUGUUCCAGUGCGUGUCGGAAGAAGGCUAUCACCUCCUUGACCUUGAAGCUUAUUCCUUCCUGCCUUUCUUAGUUACCAAGUUUGGUGACCCUAAGGAUGCUAUUAGAGGACCUGCAAGAAAUAUUGCAAAAUUGAUUUGCAAUAUAUACCCAGCUAGCAAAGUGUCUCCAUACAUGAUGGAUGGUCUUAAAGCAAAGAAUGCAAGGCAGAGAGCAGAAUGCUUGGAGGCCAUGGGCAACUUGAUAGAAGUGUAUGGAAUGUCAGUGUGUCAACCCUCUCCCGGUGUAGCACUGAAAGAAAUUGCCAAACAGAUUGCUGAUCGAGAUAACUCCGUCAGAAAUGCUGCUCUCAAUGCUCUGGUGCAGGUGUAUUUCCGUGAAGGUGAAAAGGUUUUCAAACUUGUUGGAAAUCUGUCAGACAAAGAUAUGAGCUUACUUGAAGAGCGUAUCAAACGUGCUGCCAAGAACAGACCGGUUAUUAAGAAGCCACCUGUCGAACCAGAAGUGCCCACUGUCAGAAGUGGUGGCGCGAGUGGCCGAGCUAAUCGGGUCAUCCCAACGCCAGCUCAGCCCGCGCCAGUGCUCACGAGAGAGAGAGAAGGUGCUGACGGAGCAACGGGAGGAGAACAGAGCAGUCUUCUAAAGAGCAGGUUUGGAAUGCGAAACCAGCAGCAGCAGUCAAGUGCAAAUGCAAAUGCACCAUUCAAGAUUGAUUAUGGUCUCAUAGAAAAACUGCUUGAGGACAAUGAUACCACAGAAAGACCCCAGUACAAGAUUGAGGAAAUCCCUGACAUGAACUCAUUACUCAACUACAAACCAGUGUGCCCAACUCCAGCGUCCAGACUCACCAGACCAGGAUUCACUGCGACCUCACGGCCAGUGUCUUCAGGAGCACAGAUUGACACUGAAGGUGCUGCUCAAGCAAUUAAUCUGGUUAUAUCACAGGUUGCCACCCCAGAUGCCAAUACUGUCAUCACAGCCCUGUCUCAAUUGGAUGAGGUCCUACAGUCGGAGGAGAGAAGUACCCAGCUGGCUCCACACAUUGACCAGCUGCUGAUACUGGCCACUCUCCAGUACCGUCUUGUCCUAAACACUAAAAUGGCUAACCCCAAUGUGAACAAAGAGGAGUGCAUCAAAAUAUACCGCUCCUUAACUAACUGUUUGAUGAUGAUCUUCAAUAACAAGCAACUGGGAACCCAAGCUACACGAGAUGUUCUCCGGGAUGUGGUUCAUGUGUUGAUUAACAUCUUGUUAGAUCCUCGUCUAGCACAGCUGGAGGAUGGUCCACAAAUCAUUCGAGCAAUCAACGUACUCGUUGUUCGCAUUGUGGAAAAAGCACAAUUUACUCAUGUAUUUAGUGCCCUUCUCAAGCUUCUACAUGAGAGUGUGGGAAGUGGAGGAGGAUGCAAGUUCACAGAACUCGUGAUGAAGUGCAACUGGAAGGUUAUUCGCAUUCUACCAACACGCUCUAAUGACCUAGAUCUUGACCAGAUUCUCCUGGAUGUUCACAAUUUCCUUGUGGCUUAUCCAGUCAACACGUGGGCAGAGCGACCAUCAGAUACUCCUUUGCGAACCAUUAAGACUGUCAUUCAUACUUUAUGUAAGGUAUAUGGCACGAACAUUCUCAGUCACUUCUCCAAGAUUGAAAAUGCUCAAGGCUCGGAACUCCACAAGUACCUUACGAAGACACUGAAGAAACCGAAGACGGAUGAUGAUGGAGGUGUUGGAGACAGUAACAGACUAGCAGCUGCUCAAGUCACAAGUGAUUCAGCAGAAAGUGUAAAAUCCCCAAAGAGAUUAAGCAAAACAGCGCACAACACCCUGUCAGAGAUUUUCCGCAAAAUUGGCUCAAAAGAGAACACAAAAGAAGGCUUGAUUCAGUUGUAUGAAUUCAAGCAGAAGCAUCCUGAGGCAGACAUCGAGCCCUUCUUGCGUAAAUCAUCACAGUUCUUCCAGAACUACAUAGAAAGAGGAUUGAAGAGAGUGGAGAUGGAGCGGCAAGCAGAAGGAAAAGUGGCUGCCAGUCAGGCUACAGAAAAUGGGUCAAAUUCAGCAGGACCCUUGGCUUCCAUCCAAGUCCCCGACACAGCUAACUUCAACAUGAAUGAACUUGUAGCACAGUUCAAGUCUAUUGCUGCCCGUGCCGGCUUCGACAAUACCUAUAUUGACAGUGCGGUCAAGGAUAUAUGCAGCGCUGAAAAUAAGGGCUCAAGUGAACGACUUGACAUCUCGGAAUAUAUCAAGACAUUGUCAUCUGACUAUGGAAUAGAACAGAACAAGGAACAGUUCAGUUCACAUGAUCAGUGAGCAGUUGGUGUCUUUUAGUUCUAGCACAAAAAAAAAAAAAAAAAAAAAAAAAAAAAAAAGGAACUGUUGGAAAAUGACGACUUUUUGAUUACCUUCCACCUUUUUUAAAUUUUAUACCAUCUCUCUGUUUUUGUUUUUAUUUUUUGUUUCCUAAUUUAUUUAUUUAUUAUUAUUAUUAUUAUUAUUAUUAUUAUUAUUAUUAUUAUUAUUAUUAUCAUCAUCAUUACUCAUAUCAACAGCUUACACUUUAAUUCUUGUUAUGAAGUGGUUUAGAAAGAUUUGCUGAACCCUGAUGAGUGACUGUGACGCUGUUAGGUUAAGGCCCAGUAAAUCUAUUGACAGGAUAAGGAUUUUUACAUGAACAAUUGCGAGAGAUGGAGUAUAAUGCCUUCUUUUUACUGUGUAUUUACUUUUAAAAUGAGGAACGUAUCACUUCUUAAUUCAUGGUGCAUAUAUUACAAAAGUUAUCUGCAGACACUCAAAUGCAUGUAGUUUAAUUCCUUGGGACUGCAUGUUUUCAUUCCAUCUCGUACUUGUUCAUGCUAUGUUCAAGGUAUUUAUGGCUAGCUGUUCUAAGACAUGGAAAUUUUUCUUGUGUAACAAUAAGUUUUGAGGUAAAAGAGGAUCCACAGAGAUGGUUUAUUCUCCCAAAGAAUCUUUAUACAUACACAUAUGCAGUAUAUCUGUGGCUGCUUUAGUUGGUAAUCUGAUCUAGGAACCCAGUGAUUAAUUAUAUUCUUAUCGUUAGGUUGGUUAAAAACUAUAUAUAUGAUUAUAUCUUCCAUAUUAAUCUGUCUUAUUCACAAAACACUUGCACAGCCUUUAUGUGACUCUAGAAAAUCAAUUAUUGAAUUACCACAGCUGCGCAUGUAAGUGGUAUAUUCAGACAUGAAUUCUUCCAUAUAUAUAAAUAUAUACAUAUAUGUCAGAUACUCAACUCCUCAAUAUUAGAAAGAUCUGUGAUCUCAUGAACUGAGUCAGAACAUUGAAUCUACACAAUUGCAGAUUUGCAGUAUUUACGCACUUCAGUCCCUUUCUUUUCCAUCUGAUAUUUUGAUGGUGUAAUACUUGUUUUCUUCAGUACAUCUCUGUCAGCUAUGCUUUUUUCUUAAUUAUUUUAUGAAAAUUUUCAGAUCAUUCCAUUAUUACUGAAAUGUUUUACUGUGUUGUAUUUGAAAAAGAAAAAAAAGGAGCUUUGGAAGUGAAACACGAGGUCCUUGCAUUAGUAAUCAUCAAGUAGCUGCAUUUUUGCAGGAAAUUUCAUCCAUGUUCAGAUUCUCCUGAACAAGUCUACAGCCUUCCCAUUACUGUUUACUUUUUAUUCUGAAUUUUUAGUUUUAUUUUCUCAUACAACAUUUACCUUGACCUCAAUGGAAGCUUUCGUAUCACAUGUAAUUUUCUUUUACAUAUCUUAACUUUAUUUUAAUAAAAUAUAGAGCAAAUUUUGUAAAUAUUCAAUUUUUAGUUACUUAUUAACUUAUCAGUCUAUGCUAGGAUUUAUUGUGGAUAGCUAAUAGUCAAUAAAGGUUAGAUAAAAAGUUAA
This is a messenger RNA of Penaeus indicus, 7697 nucleotides long. It is a transcript of the gene msps, whose product is annotated as cytoskeleton-associated protein 5-like. The record is from RefSeq and is a predicted model, not a curated record. Lineage: Eukaryota; Metazoa; Arthropoda; Malacostraca; Decapoda; Penaeidae. Gene Ontology annotation, molecular function: microtubule plus-end binding; microtubule plus end polymerase activity. The transcript is spliced from 35 exons. Bases 80 to 6154 code for a protein of 2024 amino acids. Gene Ontology annotation, cellular component: spindle pole; microtubule plus-end; kinetochore. Gene Ontology annotation, biological process: centrosome duplication; mitotic spindle organization; microtubule polymerization.